AUGCAGCUGCUUGGGUUCCUCAGCCUCUUCUGGCUGCUCAGGGCCUCCCUGGGGGCCACAGGAACUUUAUACACAGCUACAUCCACCUCUAAUGCAUUUUUGCUGAGUGCAGAAGCAGCACCCACUGAUCUCAGCAAUUCCUCACAGACUAAAGGCACAAAAAGGUGGCCAGUCAGUACCCCACAAACUGUUUCUCCCAUUCCUGGCAGAAGAAAAAUCACACAUACGACUAUCAAAACAUCCCCCAACUUUAAGCCCACUCUUGAACCUUUGCUCAAGUCUCCAACCAAUUCCAGCAUAUCAACGCCAUUAUCAAACUUUGUCAUCAAGGUAGAUACCAGUCCACCUACCAUCAUUGUCUAUAUGCCCACUACUGAGUGCAUAAUUCCAACAAAACUCAUGAUCACCACAACUUACCCCACAACCACGUGCAUAACAGUGACCCAAGUGUCCUUCACUACCUCUUACACCACCACUGCUGGGACAGAGAACACAGAGACAUCUGUAAUCAGUACUAAUCCCGCUACAGAGGAAGAACCAUCAGCCACGACCUCUUCUACUACUACAGAGAGUGUCUACACAUCCACAACCAUAACAAACGCACUGCCCACAACGGCUGAAACCACCGUUUCACCAAGUUUCACCAAUACAUUCACAACAUCCACAACACCUCUACCACCUACAUCCACUGCUCCCACAACAGAAACAAGCAAGACGGUUGUUGCAACAUCUAAUGCAACAUCUAUGAAGACAUCAAUACUUAUUCCUACCACAGACACCUCUACAGACACUGUCACUUCAGAAUCUACCUCUACUUCCCUGGCCACUUCAUCAAUCACUCCCACGAUUACAGUUGAUUCUUCCACGACCAUCACCCCGGCUACCGUGACCACCGAUACGGUAACAUCACCCACACACAUGCUUUCGUCUUCUUCACCCGUCCCAAGUACAGAAACAGUCAGCAGUGAAACUACAAACACUACCCCGAUGCCUUCCAUGAGUACCACAGUCCUUACCACUGAUGCCACAUCUACACCUACACCUGCAACCACGGGCUCUAAUUCUCCAAGUAGUACUCUCACCAAUCCCACAACUGAAAUCACAUCUGCGAUCACUACCACUGACGUAUCAACUACCUUUAUCACACCCACUUCUACAACUUCCCCACCUACAGAAACAACCAGGUCUGCCACCACAGACUCUGUAACAACACCUGCUCUGACAACCACACACAGGACAUCAGGUGUCACUUCCACACACACACUCUCCACAGACAGUACCUCCACAUCGGCAAUCAUCUCAUCUCCAACUACCUCUGGUACCAAGGUGACAUCAACUAAUAUAUCUCCAUCAUCUCUUAGUACCGACAGGACUACACCAACACCUACUACAGUCACCCUCUCACCG
Messenger RNA from Trichechus manatus latirostris (Florida manatee), 1407 nucleotides. RefSeq names its product mucin-3A-like. The transcript has 2 exons. The record is from RefSeq and is a predicted model, not a curated record. Lineage: Eukaryota; Metazoa; Chordata; Mammalia; Sirenia; Trichechidae. The annotation marks the transcript as partial.